GGCUCGGGAAUGGGACACCUUUAUCGAGACCUGUGUCGCACUCUGGGUCAAAGCGAUCAUCGCGCGGCAAGAGGAUCGUCACGCACUCGCGCUACGUUUCCUCUCCAUUCCUCGUCCGUUUCGUGGCGCCGAAAGUAAUUCGGAAAGAUUCCACGCGUUUCGGGUCAACCGCUCGCGGCCGAUACGACGUUUUUCGCAAUCGGCGAAUCGGCAACGCGGGUUCAGGCCCUCAUUAUACGCUCGUUGAAGAUUGAUUCGCGCGUGAAGAAGCCGCAAGCGCGCUUCUCGAAUGCCUCUGCUGUGAAUUUUCCGCGAGGAUGAGCCGUUUGUUGAAGGUUCUCUGUAAUAUCGUGACGUCAUUGAUACGCCGAGAUGAACUUUCCCGCGCGGGCCCGAUCGUAGAGCGGAUCCAGCAGCCCGCUCCUCGGAUUACAUCACGGAUCCGAAUCGCCAAUAUAUCUGGCGGCCGAGCCACGUGCGCGACAGCGCGACGACAUCCUCGAGACAUCGCCGAGAAGGCGAGGAGAGGACGAAGCUCUCUCUUCCUUUCUUUUUCUCUCGCCCACGGCGAAAUCGGCGGCGAGCAUUAUCGGCGAUUAUCGGCCCGGGGGACAGUAAAUUAAACGGCUAGAUUGUCUGAUGGCUAGGGAUGGGAUCAAGUUCGAUGUGUGUCGAUCGCAGAGUCGAUGCAGAUUGCUUCGUCAAACUCGUAAUAGCAUCCGCGAAGGCUGUCUUGCUCUUCGAUAGAGAAUCUGGUUUCCGAAUCGUUCGGAAACACGCUUCCUUCGUUUGCACCUUCUACUACACAUGCGAAAUGCAUCUUCAUCUUCUUUGUUUUGGCACAUCUGUUCUUUUGAGAUUUCAGCGUUCAUUCUCUUCUCCACUCUUUCCUCUCUAAUCUUCUCCCAUUUCCAUUUCUGGCGAAAACUUUCGAAAAUGAUCAUUAAUGUCUUCAUUCAUGUCAAGACUUAACAGGACCAAACUAUUAAAAUUGAAAAGCUCAUCAUACCGACUACGAUCGCGGAGAUUCACGACUUUUGCGAGACACUUAAUCCCAUCUCUACUGAUUAACACCAGGAGAGGAUAAAGCCGACUGCGAGGAUGGUGGUGCCGGCGUUCUCUCUUUCUUCCUCUCUUUCGGUGUUCUGGGAUCGCACGUUGACGGUCCCUGGGGAUCGGCGCGGUGACGGCACCGGGUGGCACAGACUAGCAUCCUUAUCUCGGGGGAGCCGUGCGCCACGGCUCUCUCGUCACAACGCUCUCGUCGAUGCUUCACGCCCGGAGGAUUAGCUCGACCACCAGUUGCAGUCUCGACACGACCCUCGACCGGUCGUGACGCACCGAUCGCCUUUCGGCCCCCGCGACGCGUGCCCUCGCGUGCAUCCCGCGCACGUACCUCGCUCGUUGGUUCAUUGCUUAAUUUCAGGACUUGCUUGUCUUGAUCGUUUCUGAGCGGAAUAUACCGGUCGAAGAGAUAUCAUCGAUGUUAUCGAUGUCAUUGAAUUGAUACCUUGUAACGUCAAUCCCCUGAUCAGGGAUGUCUUCAUUGCUCUUGGAGAUCGAGUAAAACAUAAAUAAAAAUUUGUUUCUACAUCAAAAAAAGCUAAACUGGAUCUGUCCAUUUGCUGAACAAAACGCUAAAUGGGCGAGACAUUUAUCCGUCUAUCAUAAACUAUAUAGAUUUGUAAUAAUUAAUUUGCCUCGCGAUUGAAUAUAUUGCAAUCAAUCCUCGAGACAAUUAUGUAAACGUGCACGUCACGGUUUAGUUGAAAUUGUUCUUUGGAAAAUUCUAAUCGCGCACGAUUUUCGAUUUUCGCCACGGGAAGCCACCCUUCUACGUGAAACCAAUACUUCGACCUCGCUUCCGACCGAUCGAUCAUCAUGAUUGAGGAAGCUACGACGCUCGACAUGACGGACGAACUGCUGUUCUCCGCCCUGGGCCUGACGAUGGACACUAAUGUCGACAGACAGCUAUUGUCACCGAUCGAAAUGAAUCUAAUACCUAACGAUCACGAGAUAUCGUGCGCAACCCCACUCAGCGAUGAUUUCGGAAUAUUCGACGGCCAAUUCAACGUGGCAGCAAACCCGAUGGACUGCUACACCGAUUUAACUUCUAAAUCGUCUUGGAACGACUGGUCCAUCACCAACACGCCUACGUCAUCGGGUUGUUUGAGCGAGUUGGGCGAACUGGAUUCGGAGCUUGGAGACUGGUGCUUGGAGAGGAACUGGGACUCCGGUCUUCCGGAGAGAACACCGCUGUGCACCGCCGGGUGCGAGGGAUUCCUGCAUUUGCCGCCUCUGCCUAAUCCGCAACAGACGCCCCAAUACGAGGAACCGCUGCUCGUGCUGGGGAUCGAUUUACGAGCAUUGGAGAACACAUUAGCAGCGAAUACGAUAGAUUACAACAACAACCAGUUAGACGACAAUCUGCUAAUCUCGUCAGCAGCUACCGCCGCGUUAGCGACGCACGAUUACACGAACCGCAGUUUGGCAAAUGCGGCGGAGGAUCGAUGCUUCCCAUGCACUUACCAAGGCUGCGUAAAGGUCUACGCCAAAGCAUCUCACCUCAAGGCUCAUCUACGUCGGCACACCGGUGAAAAACCGUUCGCGUGCACUUGGUCUGGCUGCGGGUGGCGUUUCAGCCGAUCGGAUGAAUUGGCAAGGCACCGGCGAUCGCACUCGGGAGUCAAACCAUAUCCGUGCGAGAUGUGCUCGAAGAGAUUCGCGCGUAGCGAUCACCUGGCCAAGCAUCGCAAGGUGCAUCGAAAGAAUGCUUAUCCGCUGUUCCACGGCGGCAGGGGAUUACGCGGCGCCAAGAUAGACGUUUUACCCGCGGAAAUCUAGGAUUUCGCAAUAUCCCAUUAUAUCCCGCCGAGACGAGAGCUGCAAUUCAUUACCGAUGACGCAAGCGAAACGAUGUUGUAUAGUUUUUAUGUAGAUUGACCAGAGUAAAGUACUUAAAGUGAUUCUACAAGGAUAAUUAGCGUACGAGAUAACGCGCUAAAGGAAUAAAAUGUAAACUGGUGAUUCUUGGUAUCUUCGGCGGCUAACAUUCUUUUAAAUUCUCGAUGUGGUUUCGAUGCCAUCUCGAAAACAAAACAUCAAGUUUCCUUUUCCUUAUUUUACUGUUAAAAAUAUAUAUAAAUGAAAUGAUGCCAAAAAUUUGAGAGAGAAAGAUAAGGAAAGACACAUCUCUGCUUUAGAACCACUAGUGUAAAUCGUGUUACAAGAUCACAUCAAGAUUGUAUUUUCUACGACAAUCGAAAGGUUUGUCAAGUAAAUUUUUAAGGUAGCAAAUUUUAAACAGUUACUUUAAAUUGAAAAAGUUACAUUAGAUUAACUCAACCUAAUAUUAGUGUGACCAGUCCCUAUUAACGGCAGUUAAAAAUUAUUCCGAUAAGAAAUUUUUAUCAGCAUUGUAUGGGAUGCUAAUAAAUAUUUUUCAUGAC
This is a messenger RNA of Ooceraea biroi (clonal raider ant), 3449 nucleotides long. RefSeq names its product oocyte zinc finger protein XlCOF8.4. NCBI's taxonomy places the organism in Eukaryota, Metazoa, Arthropoda, Insecta, Hymenoptera, Formicidae. Gene Ontology annotation, biological process: regulation of transcription by RNA polymerase II. Gene Ontology annotation, molecular function: DNA-binding transcription factor activity, RNA polymerase II-specific; RNA polymerase II cis-regulatory region sequence-specific DNA binding. The record is from RefSeq and is a predicted model, not a curated record.